AUGGACGCCAAGAACACCUACUCGACAACCACUGGCAACAGUUGCUAUCACCGAAACAGUGGUCAAACACCGCCGAUGACGGCCUCAGCCAAGUGUGCGUCCAUGGGAUCAAGUGUCCAAUACAUCUAUGAGUUGCCAUACAAUUGUCGCAAACAGUUGUGCGACCUCUUGGACGCGGACCAGUCGUGGCGGCAAUUGGGCGGUCAGUACAUGAACCUCAACGACACCUCUUUGACGCUCAUAUCGCACGCACUGAUCCGCAACUCUUCGCCCACCAACGAGUUGCUCACCAAAUGGGAGACCAGUGCCGCCAAAGUGAGCCAAUUGUUCAUCAAUUUGGCGCAAAUGGGACACAAGAGAGCGAUGCUUAUACUGAAGCCUUAUGUGGAGCCACGGCUGAGACAGUUGUGUCCCGACGCCGAUGCCGACGAAGAUCACUACGAUUUGUCGGCCAUUCAAGCGGUGGCCGCCGCUAUGAAUCCGUCACUCAAUCCGUCACUCAAUCCAUCGCUAAAUCAGAUGCAAAACAAUUUGUUUGUCGAAAAUAACGGCAAAACUUACGAACAAAACACUACUAAAUACGAUUCAACACAAUUAAUGACUGAAAAGAAAAUACUGAACAAAAAUCUCAAUGAUUUGGACCCCAAUCUCAAUGAUAACCCCAAUAAUGAUAUGAAUGGCAAAAAGCAAAACAAUUUUGAUUGUCAUAUAAGUGAUAAUAAACGCAACAAAUCUUUGGCUGAGACUACUAGUGAUGAGAUGGAAGUGCCGUAUAAGGAGCUACUCAUUGCCACCGAUGACUUCGCUAAGGAACGGGUGUUAGGGAAUGGAGGCUUUGGCACCGUAUAUAAGGGCGAGUGGAAGGGCACUAAUGUGGCCAUUAAGAGGCUUAAAGGGUUCAAUGACAUAUCUCAAGCGUUGACUGAACUCCGAGUACUGAAUAGGUAUCGAAUCGACAAUAUUUUGCCCAUUUAUGGCGUGAGUCUGGACGGCGUGGAGCCCUGUCUGGUGUACCAGUAUAUGCCCAACGGGUCACUCGAGGACAGACUGCUUUGUAAGGCCAACACAAAGCCCUUGGUAUGGCCGCAGAGGAUCAACAUCGGCGAAGGCAUCGCCCGAGCGCUCAAUUACUUGCACACACUUAAGGGCAAUGCCUUCGUUCACGGGGACGUCAAGAGUGCGAACGUACUCCUGGAUCAGCUCUUCGAACCCAAAUUGGGUGACUUUGGUCUCGCGCGACAGGUCAGCACCGGUAGUGGUCUCUACACGCACUGUACUGUGAGCGCCGUUCACGGAACCAGUGUUUACCUGCCGUUUGAGUAUCUAAGACAACGGAUAUUGAGUCCAGCCGUCGAUGUCUAUAGUUAUGGCAUAGUUUUGCUGGAAAUGGCGACCGGAAAGCGUGCCUUCGAUGGCAAGAAACUGCUCAUUGACUUCAUUGAGGAUGAGAUUAAAAAUGCUGAUAAAAACGGUAUUAAAGACUACUCAAAGCUGUUGGAUAAGCGCAUAGCCGAUGGCACCGAAUCAGUCAAUUGGUUCGAGUGUUUGCUAGAUUUGGGCCGAAAGUGCGCCCACAGGUCCAAGAAUAGACGACCGCCAAUGAUCCAGAUUCUGAAUGAGUACAACCAGUACAAGACCAGCGAAAGGAUCCGACGGUUGAGCGCUGAGGCACACCAUAACAAGAAUACGACCAGUAUUUCCAAAUCCAAUAUUAAGACACCAUUAGAGUUGCAGUUGUGGUACGAUAUGGUGCGCAAGACUGGCGGCGCUCAAAGCGAGACCAUUUGUCCCACUGUGGGCUCCGAACCAAAUAUGGAUGCCUUUGACUCGUCUAUAUGUCUGUCCAUUGAAUCUAAUGAUGUGUUUGACGAGGAAAGCGAUGGAGUAUUAAAUGGCGAACAAAAUGUGAAACUCGAUGAACAGACUCCCGUCGAUAAGGAUAUGUCGACUCCAUUGCUACCAUUGAUUACUGAAUUAGGGGUCAGUAGUAGUGGUGACAGCGCUGCUAACAUUCAACCCUCAGAUUGA
Messenger RNA from Oppiella nova, 2028 nucleotides. The record is from the annotation of a GenBank genome assembly. NCBI's taxonomy places the organism in Eukaryota, Metazoa, Arthropoda, Arachnida, Sarcoptiformes, Oppiidae.